Messenger RNA from Erythranthe guttata (spotted monkey flower), 1070 nucleotides. The record is from RefSeq and is a predicted model, not a curated record. Lineage: Eukaryota; Viridiplantae; Streptophyta; Magnoliopsida; Lamiales; Phrymaceae.
UAUUUAGUAUUUAUAGUAUUGAGGCAAAGUAAGCAAACAAAAUCAUUCAUACUUAGCAAUAAGGCAUGACGCCUUACUAUGGCUGCUGUCUGCUGAAAUUGUCACCAUUUACGUAAUAUAAGCGAUAAGAAUUUGCAUAUUUUGAACAUAAUCGAUAAGAAGAAAUCGAUUCUUGUUGCCGACAUAUACAUAUGUUCUUUUAUGAUUGUAUAUAUAUACAUAGAUAGAGAGAGAGAGAAAAGAUCAAGAAAGUAACUAAGAGAGAGAGCAAAGGUUAGAUAUAGACAUAGAUAUAGAUAUAAAGAUAUAUGGCAGUCUCGUUUCUCCUCUCCCUCUCGAGUAGGUUCCUCCGCCGCUCCAUCGCAUCGGCUGGCCUCACAUCUCAAACGGUGGAAAUCGAAGACGAUGUCGGUACCACCAUCCACUUGUGGGGACCACCUGCCCCCACCUCCAAACCUCCGGUUCUACUCAUACACGGGUUGGGUCCUCAGAGCAUAUGGCAAUGGCGCAAUCAAAUCUCCUUCUUUGCCCGUGAUUUUGACGUUUAUGUCCCUGAUCUGUUAUUCUUCGGUGACUCCUUCACCAAAUCCACCGAUAGGACCGAGAUUUUCCAAGCCACUUGUCUUGCUAAACUCUUUCAAAAACUCGGGAUUUCUCGGUAUUCGAUAGUGGGGACGAACUACGGUGGAUUCGUGGCAUACCACAUGGCGGCAAUGUGGCCGGAGAGGGUUGAGAAGGUGGUGUUUGCCAGCUGUGCUGUGAACAUGAGUCGGAGGGACACAAACGAGCUGAUGCAGAGAGCAAAAGUCGAAAAGAUCGAGGAUCUGUUGAUGCCGGUCAACGCUACGCAGCUCAGGAAAUUGCUCGCAUUCAUAGCCGUCCGGCCGCCCUACUUGCCGGAUUUUUUGCUCAAGGGUUUUGCUGAGAAAUUGUAUUCAAAAUCCAGGAAAGAGAAGCUCGAACUCUUGAAAGAAGUUACCAUUGGAAAGAAUGACACUGUCACCAUUUCUCCCUUGCAGCUGCAGGUAUAUAUACAUAUAUGUGUAUAUAUGUAUGUAUAUAAAACAUAG